Molecule: messenger RNA, 927 nt
Organism: Saxophila tyrrhenica
Lineage: Eukaryota; Fungi; Ascomycota; Dothideomycetes; Mycosphaerellales; Extremaceae
Exons: 4
Coding region: 1-927 (308 amino acids)
Source: RefSeq, a predicted model, not a curated record
AUGAAGAAAACGAGCAGCAUAACUCAGAAUCUUGCUUUCUACCCUCAAAACAAAACAGAACACGAAGAGCUCUCGAACGAUGCUAUGCCUCCUCUGACCUCCGUGAUCCAAAUUAUCCCCCCAGACAAGGACGAAGAGAUCGAAGACAUUUUCGCCUGUGCUCCCGGCCUCAUCUUCACAGACGACACACGCAACCAUCAUGGCGACCCGGGGUCAACGAUAGUCUAUAAAAGCGCUCGAUUUGGAGAUAUUGACCUGAAGACUACGGAUCCGGAGCGAGAGGAGGAGAGGCAGUUGUUUGGGCAUUAUCUUUGGAAUGCUGGGAUCAAAUUGGCGGAGCUGGUUAGUGAGGAGGAUGAUGGGAGGUGGAGUGUGAAGGGCAGGAGGGUGCUUGAGCUUGGGGCCGGCGUUGGACUUUGCGGUAUUGUCGCUACGCUUGCUGGGGCGGAGGAGGUCGUGAUAUCGGACUAUCCUGCACCCGUAGUGCUCGAGAACAUUCGCCGAAACGCAAAGCAUGCUAUUCCUGAAAGGCUAGCAUCUGCAUACUCCAUUGAAGGCCACGAAUGGGGCGAGCUGGGGACAGACUUCGCCACCAAAUUCGCAGGGCGCUUCGACCGCAUUCUCGCAGCGGACUGCUUCUGGAUGCCCUCACAGCAUUCGAAUCUUGUGCAGUCCACGCUGCAUUUCCUGGCACCCGAUGGGCGGGUCUUCGCAAUCGCUGGCUUCCAUACUGGACGUGCGAAGCUAGCUGCUUUCUUCGACGUCGCUGUAGAGGAAGGUUUGGAGAUCGAGGAGAUCUGGGAAGAGGAUGUAGAUGGGGUACGGAGAGAGUGGGCCAAAACAAGAGAUGGAGGUAGGGAGGAUGUGACGGGCAGGAAGAGAUGGCUCGUACUUGCGAUCCUCAAAAGGCGAAUGAGAGGAUCAUGA